Messenger RNA from Linum tenue, 1022 nucleotides. The record is from the annotation of a GenBank genome assembly. Lineage: Eukaryota; Viridiplantae; Streptophyta; Magnoliopsida; Malpighiales; Linaceae.
CACAACAGUGAACCAGAGCAGCCGGGAAAUCGACAAACCGUACCAGAGUUUUUUUUUGCUUUCCCUUCCACACUUGCAAAUUACGGCACCUGUGAAAAGUAGUUCACCCGAAUUUUUAGAACUUAAACGCACUGUUGUGGGCAGCAAUAGUCGGAUCUCGUUUCCCCGUCUCGGAGUUCCGUUCCAACUUCCAAUUCAUUCCCCAUCGGCCUAUCAGGCGGCCACCAAGGAGAAGACGAAAGAAACCUCCUAAGCGGUCCCGGAAGCGAAGAUAACUAGAGCAGAAUACCCUUGUAUAAAUAGAGAGAUAGAGUGGCGACGGUGUUUUGAUUGUUCCAGCCAUGAAUUCCAGAAGGGACAUCCGGAACAACAGAACUGCACUUUUUGAUGGAAUUGAGGAGGGUGGUAUCAGGGCUUCUGCUUCUUACUCCCAUGAAAUUGACGAGCAAGAUAAUGAAAGUGCUCUUGAAGGUUUGCAAGACAGAGUCAGUCUCCUGAAGCGGCUAUCUGGUGAUAUAAAUGAAGAGGUGGAAGGCCACAACCGCAUGCUAGACAGAAUGGGCAACGAUAUGGAUUCAUCCCGAGGAGUCCUAUCAGGAACAAUGGAUCGUUUCAAGAUGGUGUUUGAAACAAAAUCAAGCAGGAGAAUGCUCACGCUAGUCGCAUCAUUUGUGGCAGUAUUCCUCAUUGUAUACUAUCUUACUAGGUGAACAAGAUUGCAGGAGCCCUCAGCCUAUUUUGUAUUGUUGUUACAACAUGCAUAUCCUUCCAGACUGCUUUAUAGUUUUCAGCUUGCAAUACAUAAACGAAUUCGUGGAUGCUGGUUGGCCGUAAAAAGUUUGUUUGCCUCGUGUUUAUGUUAAAUCAUCCAUCGUGUAAAAAGUUUGUUUGAAAGGGACAUACUGUUUUUCUCAUUGAAGUCAUCUUAGCAGGUGGGGAUGUCUAGGGCCUAGGGGUGUUAAAUUAGUGUGGUAACCGUUUUAACCGGCAGUAUUUGGUUAAUUGAGAUAAUUAGUUUGGUU